Trypanosoma brucei brucei TREU927 is the source of this 1353-nucleotide messenger RNA. RefSeq lists its product as hypothetical. The record is from RefSeq and is a predicted model, not a curated record. Lineage: Eukaryota; Euglenozoa; Kinetoplastea; Trypanosomatida; Trypanosomatidae. Bases 1 to 1353 code for a protein of 450 amino acids. Gene Ontology annotation, molecular function: sequence-specific DNA binding; histone H4R3 demethylase activity. Gene Ontology annotation, cellular component: cytoplasm; nucleus. The transcript has a single exon. Gene Ontology annotation, biological process: protein hydroxylation; negative regulation of gene expression; positive regulation of translational termination.
AUGCUGGAACUGGACGGACGCACGCUAACUUUCGAGCAGUUUCGUGAAUGUUGUCUCAAACCCAAUCUCCCUGCCAUCAUUCGCCAUGCUGCAGUAGACAGUACUACUAACUCUGUUGGAGGCUCCGGUCCGUCUCCGUACUUUUCACCUCUGGGCGACAUGCAGUCGCACCUUUCGCCAAUUGGUGUAGUAAACCUUUUCGGUGGGGAUCAUGUGGUUCCUGCGACUGAGAGCCCCGCUACUGUGGCUUCCGAUUCUCUGAAGGACGGCAUAAGCGAAGGUCACAUGAAAUGUAGCAAGCUGAGAUUAUUUGAAGUCAUUGAACGCUGGAGGGGCAGCCCAACUUUGGUGUAUGUAAAAGACUGGCACAUGCAGUCUGAUCUCGAGGCGGUGUCGUCUUGUGUGGGUGCGCCCGACCUGCGGGGUGUUUCAUCUGUUGUUGCCUCUGAUGCUGAAGAAGGGAAUGCGGCAGUGUGUAACGGUCGCCGCGCGGUUGUGCAUGGCGGCAAUCUCUACUGCGUUCCAUGUUAUCUAGGCCCAGAUUGGAUGGAUGAGUUUUGCAGGUUUUCGCAACAUGGUGAUUCAAAAUACCGCUACUUUGGCGAGGAGGAGAGUGAUUAUCGUUUUGCUUACAUUGGACCGCCCAGAAGCUGGACACCGUUACAUUUUGAUGUUUUUGGAACUUAUUCAUGGUCGUUGAACGUCUGCGGUGAGAAGUUGUGGUUUUUCCCCACCCCUGAGGGCAACCAAACGUUGCUGCGGGGUGGACUUCAUGGAGUCGCUCUUGCGCCAGACAUCCGCACAACCGCUGGUGCCGAGUUAUGGACAGUCACGCAGUAUCCAGGUGAUCUUGUAUUUGUACCAAGCUGCUAUUUGCAUCAAGUGCAUAACGUAAAAGGGUCAUGUUUCACUUUACCACAAACUAGAGAGACUGCGAACGUUGCGGCUACUAGCUGUGAGGGGAUAGAAUCCGUUUCUACUCCCAACGAAAGUGUAGUGGACUUGGUUAUUUCCAUCAAUCAUAACUGGUGUAACGAGUGGUGCGUGGAGAGGAUGGUGGACGCCUUCUGUAGGGACGCAAAUCGACUUUGGAUGCUUCUGGGAGAUGAGGUGCGUUUGACGUUAUUUGGUGAUGAUGUUGGUGCGUGGCACGACCAUGUGGAGAACUUACUAAUGGGUGGGACAAACUGGAACUUCGGGUGCAUUCGUAGUUUUCUAGUAUAUCGGCUGCAGGUACUCCGGUCGUCGGGCCCAACCACCGCUGAAGGAGAUAAUGUACGGCGACUUAUCGAGUUGUGCUUAGGAAAAGUGAACGAAACGGAAAUGCGUGUUGCUCACUGCGUGAGGGGGUGA